UCACAAACACAUUUCGGCCUUUCCGGAAGUCAAACACAAACAAAAGCCUCUUACUUUUUCGCCGUCUUCCCAGACACAAACUCUGCUGAUCGUCCUCGCUUCUCCUCCAACUUCCGGGUUCGGUUCUUUCAUCCAGAUGGAUUCGGGUCUCACUGAUUGGUUCAAGUACUUGGAGGAGGAGUCGUACCCAGUUGCCAGAGACUUCUUGGUUCUUCCUUUGUUUGUUCUCCUCUUCCCUUCUCUUAGGCUCUUCCUUGACGCUUUCGUCUUCGAGAGAUUAGCAAGAUGGCUAAUUAUUGGAAAGGAACAGAAGAAAGUUGAGACACAUGAAGAGCGGAAAAAAGUUAAUAAAUUUAAAGAGUCAGCUUGGAAAUGCGUUUACUUUUUUUCUGCAGAGGCUUUGGCCCUUUCCGUAACAUACAAUGAGCCUUGGUUCUCAAGUACAAAACACUUUUGGGUAGGGCCUGGCGAUCAGGUCUGGCCUGAGCAAAAGACUAAAUUAAAAUUGAAGGCACUCUACAUGUAUUCAGCUGGAUUUUACUUGUACUCCAGCUUUGCUUUGGUGUUCUGGGAAACAAGGCGUUCUGACUUUUGGGCAUCAAUGGGUCAUCAUAUAGCAACAACAAUAUUGAUUGUGUUUUCUUAUGUAGCAAGGUUUUCCCGAGUUGGUUCAAUCAUUUUAGCCCUCCAUGAAGGAUGUGAUGUGUUUUUGGAGAUUGCGAAAAUGUCAAAAUAUUGUGGCUUAGAACUUAUUGCCAGUGUUUCUUUUGUUAUGUUUGCUCUUUCUUGGACAAUUCUACGUCUUAUCUACUUUCCCUUCUGGAUAAUUUGGAGUACUUGCUAUGAAUCUCUUUUGAACUUGGACAAGGAAAAGCACAUGGUGGAAGGAUCCAUGUACUAUUACUUGUUUAAUACGCUUCUAAUUUGCUUGCUCAUUCUUCAUAUAUAUUGGUGGAAGUUGAUGGUUUGGAUGCUCGUAAAGCAAAUUCGCUCAUGGGGGAAACUUGAUGAUGACGUUCGAUCUGAUUCUGAGGGUGAAGACGAUGAACAUGAUGAUUGACAAUAUGAAGAUACAUAUAACUGAGGCACCUUUGUAUCUCAAGAUUGAAUAUUUAUAUAGGCAAGUGAAUCUGUAUAUCCAGAUUUCAUACAUGCAGUUGCUUGAACAGGUAGGAUGACGCUGAGAAACUAGAUUCAUUAUUCAUGGUCCAAGCCUUGGGAAGCAUAAUAAACGACCACCACAGAUUUCUUUCUCCCUAUGGCAAAAUUAUUGAUUAAAGACCAUUACUGUUGGUUGAGGUGUCACUGAGCCUGUACUGCUUUGUCAUUUUUGGAAGUGUAAAAUUACGGUAUAUAAGUUCAUACUAUUUGAGAAAGUUGAAUCAAUUGUUUCAUUAUA
Messenger RNA from Argentina anserina (silverweed cinquefoil), 1399 nucleotides. RefSeq names its product ceramide synthase 1 LOH3-like. The coding region runs from base 137 to 1060 and encodes 307 amino acids. Gene Ontology annotation, molecular function: sphingosine N-acyltransferase activity. Gene Ontology annotation, cellular component: membrane. The transcript is spliced from 8 exons. The record is from RefSeq and is a predicted model, not a curated record. Lineage: Eukaryota; Viridiplantae; Streptophyta; Magnoliopsida; Rosales; Rosaceae. Gene Ontology annotation, biological process: ceramide biosynthetic process.